UCCGUUGAAGCGUAAAACAUAAAUUAGCCCCGUCCCCCCUUCUCUCUCCUCUCUUACCCACACUCUGUGUGUUUUUUGAAACGAGAAAGAUAAAACGUAUUAUCGCACUCGAUUUCAACCCAUUUUUUUCCAAAAACUCGCCGGCACUCGGCUGAGACCUAAAGGACAAAUAAAGAAGCAAAAACUAAAGCACAAAACAACCGCUUCCUCUUGCUACGGACGCUUUUCCGAUCAAUCUGAACAUCGAGAAGUUCAUAUACAUUUUUCGAAAACCUUCUGUGUAUAUACAUAGAUAUAUAGGUUACAAUGUCGGAAGAUGAGAAGUUGUUGAAAGAGGCAAAGAAAUUGCCGUGGGACGAGCGAUUUGCGCACAAAAAUUGGAAGGUCCGAAAUGACGCUAACAUUGACCUCGCCGCCGUCUGCGACUCCAUUACUGAUCCCAAGGACCCUCGCCUACGUGAAUUCGGUCCAUUAUUUAGGAAGACGGUAGCGGAUUCCAAUGCGCCAGUUCAGGAGAAGGCUCUUGAUGCUUUGAUUUGUUACUUGAAAGCUGCCGAUGCUGAUGCUGGGAGAUAUGCGAAAGAAGUAUGUGAUGCAGUAGUAGCUAAAUGCUUGACGGGGAGGCCUAAGACAGUGGAGAAGGCACAGAUGGUUUUUUUGCUUUGGAUAGAGUUGGAGGCUGUCGAGGCGUUUUUGGAUGCUAUGGAGAAAGCAAUUAAAAAUAAAGUUGCCAAAGCUGUGGUUCCUGCGAUCGAUGUCAUGUUUCAGGCUUUGAGUGAAUUUGGAGCAAAGAUUAUUCCACCAAAAAGAAUUUUGAAGAUGCUCCCUGAACUGUUUGACCAUCAAGAUCAGAAUGUCCGUGCUUCAUCCAAGGGGCUGACACUGGAACUCUGCCGCUGGAUUUCAAAAGAGACAGUGAAAUCUAUAUUGUUUGAGAAAAUGCGUGAUACAAUGAAAAAAGAAUUGGAAGCUGAGCUUGUCAACGUUACGGGGACUGCUAAGCCAACACGUAAAAUAAGAUCUGAGCAGGACAAGGAGCCAGAGCUGGAAGUGGUUUCUGAUGCAGUUGCUGCUGGCCCUUCUGAAGAAUCUGCUGCAGAGGUUCCGCAGGAGAUAGAUGAGUAUGACCUUGUGGAUCCUGUUGACAUUUUGACCCCUCUGGAGAAGACAGGAUUUUGGGAAGGAGUGAAAGCAGCCAAGUGGUCAGAGCGUAAAGAGGCUGUUGCAGAGCUGACUAAGCUUGCAUCUACCAAGAAAAUUGCACCUGGUGAUUUCGCAGAAAUUUGCAGGACACUUAAGAAGCUCAUCACAGAUGUAAAUAUUGCCGUUGCAGUUGAAGCCAUCCAGGCAAUUGGAAAUCUUGCAAGGGGACUGAGAACACAUUUUUCCGGAAGCUCUCGCUUCUUGUUACCUGUAUUACUGGAAAAACUGAAAGAGAAAAAACCAACUUUGACGGAUGCACUUACUCAAACACUCCAGGCGAUGCACAAAUCAGGGUGCUUAAUUCUCACUGAUAUUGUUGAAGAUGUCAAGACUGCCACGAAAAAUAAAGUUCCUCUAGUGCGAUCACUGACUUUAAAUUGGGUGACAUUUUGUAUUGAAACAAGCAACAAGGCUGUUAUUCUAAAAGCACAUAAGGAAUAUGUUCCUAUUUGUAUGGAGAGCCUGAAUGAUGGAACACCAGAAGUUAGAGAUGCUGCUUUUUCGGCCUUGGCAGCUGUGGCCAAGUCGGUUGGCAUGAGACCUCUGGAAAAGUCGUUGGAGAAACUAGAUGAUGUUAGAAAGAAGAAGUUAUCCGAAAUGAUUGGGGGCUCUGGUGGUGAUCCAGCUUCCACAUCCAGCUCUGGUGCAGUCCCAUCAUCCGGAGGAAUUAUGUCUUCCACCCAGCCUUCAACUGGAUCACUUGUUAAGAGGUCUGCAGCGAGCAUGCUUAGUGGAAAGAAACCUGUCCAGGCCGCUCCUCCUAGUAAGAAAGGGACCUCUGCAAAAUCUGGUACAAGUAAGAGGGGUGAUGGAGCUACUCAGUUAAAGGCAUCUAAGCCUGUUGAAGUUGAAGAUGUUGAGCCUGCAGAGAUGAGUCUCGAAGAGAUUGAAAUUAAAUUAGGCUCCCUUAUACAGCCGGAGACGAUUACUCAGUUGAAGAGUGCAGUGUGGAAAGAGAGGCUUGAAGCUAUUAGUUCAUUCAAAGAACAGGUUGAAGCACUAAAAGAGCUUGACCCUUCAGUUGAGAUUUUGGUCCGCCUGCUCUGUGCUGUUCCUGGUUGGAGUGAAAAGAAUGUCCAGGUUCAGCAGCUGGUUAUUGAUAUAAUUAACCACAUUGCUUCAACUGCAUCAAAAUAUCCAAAGAAAUGUGUUGUCCUUUGCCUUCAAGGAGUAAGUGAAAGAGUAGCUGACAUUAAGACUCGUGCUCAAGCCAUGAAAUGUCUCACUACAUUUUGUGAAGCUGUUGGUCCAGGUUUUGUUUUUGAGAGACUUUAUAAAAUUAUGAAAGAGCACAAGAACCCUAAGGUUCUUAGUGAGGGCAUAUUGUGGAUGGUUACUUCACAUCUUAAACUAAAGGAUUUAAUUGAUUUCUGCAAAGAUACUGGCUUACAAUCCAGCGCCGCUGCCACAAGAAACGCAACCAUUAAACUUAUUGGUGCUUUACACAAGUUUGUUGGUCCAGAUAUCAAA
Messenger RNA from Nicotiana tabacum (common tobacco), 2673 nucleotides. NCBI's taxonomy places the organism in Eukaryota, Viridiplantae, Streptophyta, Magnoliopsida, Solanales, Solanaceae. The record is from RefSeq and is a predicted model, not a curated record.